Messenger RNA from Bipolaris sorokiniana ND90Pr, 1569 nucleotides. RefSeq lists its product as uncharacterized. The transcript has 2 exons. Gene Ontology annotation, molecular function: pyridoxal phosphate binding; carboxy-lyase activity. The record is from RefSeq and is a predicted model, not a curated record. The coding region runs from base 1 to 1569 and encodes 522 amino acids. Gene Ontology annotation, biological process: amino acid metabolic process. NCBI's taxonomy places the organism in Eukaryota, Fungi, Ascomycota, Dothideomycetes, Pleosporales, Pleosporaceae.
AUGGAUUCUUCACAGUUCCGAAAGGCGGCAAAAGGAGCCAUUGACGAAAUUGCACAAUACUAUGACACACUAGAGGAACGACCAGUCCUGCCCGCUGUCAAACCCGGCUAUCUCCGCCCUCUCAUCCCAUCCUCAACCCCAGAAGAAGGCGAGCCAUGGGAAGCCAUUCAAGCAGACAUCGACCGCGUAAUCAUGCCGGGCCUUACGCACUGGCAAUCCCCCAAAUUUAUGGCCUUCUUCCCCUGCAACUCAUCCUUCGAAGGCAUGUUGGGUGAAAUGUACAGCGGAGCCUUCAAUGCUGCGGCCUUCAACUGGGUCUGCUCGCCCGCCAUCACUGAACUCGAAACCGUCGUUAUGGACUGGGUCGCCAAGCUCAUCGCCCUACCCAGUGACUUCCUUAGCGACGGCGAAGGUGGAGGCAUCAUCCAAGGCACCGCCAGCGAAGUCAUCCUCACCGCGCUCGUCGCCGCCCGUGAACGCAUCAUCCGCCGCAAACUCGGCGACAUGCCCGAGGGCGAAGAAAGAAUCGACGCCGCAGCAGAUAUUCGCAGCAAACUCGUAGCUCUCGGCUCUGAACACGCGCAUUCUUCAACCCAGAAAGCAGCAGUCAUAGCAGGCACGCGGUUCCGCACUGUUCCCGCACCUAAAGAAUCAAACUACAGUGUCACCGCCGCCGCCCUCCGCAGCACAAUCGAAGCCUGCCGCGCCAAAGGCCUCGAGCCGUUCUACUUCACCAUCACCCUCGGCAGCACGGGUACCUGCGCCAUCGACGAUCUCGCAGGCGUCGCGCAGCUCGCACAGGAGUACCCCGAUCUCUGGAUCCACGUCGACGCUGCAUACGCCGGUUCGGCGCUCGUCUGCCCCGAAUACCAGUAUCUGUGCCCCCCAAUCGCAUCGUUUGACUCGUUCAAUUUCAAUCUGCACAAGUGGCUUCUUGUGAACUUUGACUGCUCUGCUUUCUUCAUUAAGAAGAGGAGGGAUCUCAUGGAUACGUAUUCCAUCACCCCGAGUUACCUGCGGAAUCCGCACUCGGACCAGGGUCUUGUGACUGAUUAUCGCGACUGGCAGAUUCCGCUUGGUCGCCGGUUUCGCAGCUUGAAGGUGUGGUUUGUACUCCGGAGCUACGGAGUAUCGGGUCUGAGGGCGUUCAUACGCAAGCAUGUCGAGUUGGGUGUGUAUUUUCAGAACCUGCUCGAGCAACGGAAGGAUCUUUUUAGAGUGGAGACUGAGGCGGCGUUUGGACUGGUGACUUUUCAAGUUAAGCCCAAGGCCGUAGCUGAGCAAGACGGCAAUGCGGGUGUGGCGGCGAAUCGACCUGACCCCAGCCAUGGGACGCUGCAGAAUGGGUUCCAGGGCGAUGCUGAGGCGCAGUAUGCUGAGAUGGUGAAUCAGCGGACAAAGGAGGUGUAUGAGAGCGUUAAUAGUAAGGGGGAUUUCUUUCUUACGAGUACGGUGAUUGGGGGGAGGUAUGUAAUUCGUGUUGUUAGUGCAACGACUAAGAGUGAGGAGAAGUGGAUGAAGAUGUUAUUUGAGGAGUUGAUGGAGGUUGCUGAGGGGAAGACGACAUGA